GAUUUGUUUACUUUUCUAAUACUCGUCAAACUUCACCUUCAACAGCCACGCGCACAACGGGCAACAGGUGUAGAGCGGAUACGAUGGAGUUCUCGCCCACGAAGGACCUCAGGCAGAAGUUCAAAGAGUUGUCGUUGAAUACGCCAGGAACGACGACGGUGCUUCCGACAAUGAAGGACGGUACCUUGUUCAAGAGCGGUGCAGUGUUUGAUCAGGAGAAUGCCUAUAUUGGGAGCACGCUUCACGAGACGAACCGUACGUGCCAUGAUAAUAAUAACACGGUGUUGCACAAAGUAGGUGCUUCAGAUGGGGAGGAGGCCCAAUGGCUUCAGGUGAAGAACGCCAUGUCUGCUAAGGCUCAGGAGAGGGUUGUUAGCAGCGUGGACUGUGCUGAGCCGUCACCGCCAGAGUCGGAUCGUAGCAUAGAGAAGGAGUAUUACGAUGAGAUUAACAUUGAUAACAACUCGACGUGGGAGCAGAUUAAGAGAGAGUACAUGUGCGAUGAAACACCGUCAAAGUCAAAUACCUCUAUUGAACCAUCCGUUUAUCAGCUUCCAGAUUACAGUUUUGAAGAUAAAGAUAUGCUGAGAGGCUUGUCGAAUCCAAGUACUCAUACCCACAAAGUAAUGUCGUUCCCAUCAACGAGGCCUUUUAUUCUGCAUGAGGACUCGCCAAUGCCUAAACCGGUGCUGAUAACCAGACCAAAGUUAUUGAAUUUGGAGCAAUCACCACAGAAGAAACCGGUGGAGAUAAAGCUAAUUACUCCAUUGGAUGAGGGAAUGAUAUUUGAGAAUGGCAAAUGGGUUUAUCCUGGGGCGAAAGCCACCCAACCAAAGCUACAGCCAGGAAGAUACAAUUUGGAGAUAUCCGACGAUGAGGGUGACCACAAUCACAGUGAAGGUGUAUCGGCAUUUGAUCCCGGAUAUGUGACAAAUGUUUCCAGUUUAGAUGUUUCGUAUUCACAGUCUCAAAGGCGUCUAAUAUCAGCCUUAAACGAUGCAGUACCUGCUGGAAGUGAUUGGGACAGAGUGACAAAGGUGAAUCUAUCUAAUAGUAACAUUGUGACAUUGAAGGGUUUGGAAUCUUUCCUCCCGAGCUUGAAAGAGUUAGACCUGAGUUCGAAUAGAAUCACAACUUUGGAUGGGUUGCCUCCAACUUUACAGUCAUUGUCAUUGGCAAAUAAUAAAAUUACAGAGCAGGUACUGAAUCUUGAGAAAUUCCAAAAUCUUCACACAUUAGAUCUCAGCAAUAAUGAAAUCACCAACAUUCACCAGUUUCAAUCUCUCACAAACCUUCGGAAGCUUAUUUUGAACGGUAACAAGAUCAAAGUGUUGGCAAAUCUUCCAGUUGUUCAAUAUUUGGACGUUUCGAAUAACAGCAUCAGGGGAAGCAUCGAUCUAUCCCUGUACGAUUUCCAUGAUUUGAUAACCUGUGAUCUCUCAAGGAAUAAAAUAACGGCAUUGACAAAUGUUAAUUUGAACCAACUGAGAUGCUUGAAAUUGUCAGACAUUCAUAACCUUAGUGAGCUUCAAAUAGCACCUCCGUUACCGAAUUUGAAGAGAUUAGAGCUAAUGGGCUGUGAUAAGUUGACAAAACUUGAAUGUCGAACAAAGAUGUCAAACUUACGCCUCUUGACCAUAUCUAGCUCUACGGUAGUUUCAGGAAACUUCCCACAUCUUGAAUCGCUUACGAUCCAAGGGGAAAAGUCCUUGAGGAGAUUACUAGACCCAGGCUUCAUCAUCAACAAGCAUCUCUUAGAACUCGGAAUAAUUGAAGGAUGCUUGUCCAUGGAUGAUCUUCCGAGAAUUAAAACACUAUUUUCACAUAUUCAAGUGUUCAACCUUAGGGGAAACGCAAUUGAUGGGACAUUCGAAGAGUUGGUGAAGUUUUUCCAAAGCUACAAAGAUAUUCACCAGUUAAACCUUGAUGAUAACCCUAUAAAGGAGAACAUAAAGGAUCAAGAGCUCUUUGGACUUUUCAACCUAAUGAUUUACAAACUUACGCACAAAUGAUUAUGAUCUAUGCUUCUUUUCCAUGUAG
Messenger RNA from Williopsis jadinii, 2040 nucleotides. RefSeq names its product leucine-rich repeat domain-containing protein. Lineage: Eukaryota; Fungi; Ascomycota; Saccharomycetes; Phaffomycetales; Wickerhamomycetaceae. The record is from RefSeq and is a predicted model, not a curated record. The coding region runs from base 84 to 2012 and encodes 642 amino acids. Gene Ontology annotation, molecular function: protein binding. The transcript has a single exon.